AUGCCAUCGCAUGGUUUUAGAUUGUCUAAAAGUAAUGAUAUUAGUGUAAGUAAUAGUAAUAGUAGUGGUGAUGGUAUUGGUAUUGGUAUUGGUGUGAGUAGUGGUGGUGUAAUUAGUAAUGGUAUUAAUGUGAGUAGUAGUAAUAGUAUGAGUAAUAGUGUGAGUAGUAAUGUAAGUAGUAAUAGUAGUGUAAGUAGUAAUAGUAAUAGUGUAAGUAAUAGUAAUAGUGUAAGUAGUAAUAGUAUGAGUAGUGUAAGUAAUAGUGUAAGUAGUAGUAGUAAUGUGAGUAGUAGUGUGAGUAGUGUAAGUAGUAAUAGUGUGAGUAAUAGUGUGAGUAAUGUGAGUAGUAGAGAAGAAAUGCGGAGGAAGGGACAGAUGGUGGGGGAGGCGGUAGUGCGUGGGUUGCUUUGGAGUAGUAAUAGAGUGAGUAGUGGUCGAAUGGUUGGUGGUGGUGUGGGUGGUAAUGGUAGUGGUAGUAGUGGUGUGAGUGGUAGUAGUAAUGGAGUGGAUUGGGUGGGUGUGCUGGGUCGGGAUAGGGAACAGUGGCGGUACUUGGCGGAUGGGCCGGCUUUGUACCGGAAGGAAGUAGGGGGAGUAAUUGAUGGACGGCCAAUGCAGUUGAAGAAGAAGUAUGUAAGUCGGCGGAAAUAUGCUGAGGUGGGGACUGGUGUGACUCGGGGUGGGAAGAGAGAUAGUUGCCCGAUUUGUUUGAGUGAUUAUCGAGUGACGAGUGUGUGUGGAGUGCUUAAAUGCCGGCAUUGGUUUCAUAUGAAGUGCAUUGAACAGCACUUGCAACGCUCGGGUGGAUGUCCUAUUUGCCGUAAGGACGUGAUUAGUGGAGUAAUCAAUUAA
Molecule: messenger RNA, 852 nt
Organism: Nematocida homosporus
Lineage: Eukaryota; Fungi; Microsporidia
Exons: 1
Coding region: 1-852 (283 amino acids)
Biological process (GO): ubiquitin-dependent protein catabolic process
Molecular function (GO): ubiquitin protein ligase activity
Source: RefSeq, a predicted model, not a curated record